UUGGGGGCCCUGAGAAUCGAAGAAAAAGGAGAAAAAUGGGUAUGGUGGUGGUGAUUUCGCUGCCUUUUAUUCUCUUCUCCAUCCUACUUGGUUUUGGAUGUUACUUCUUCGGAAGAGCCAAAGGAAGACAGGAGGUUCAGACCAAUGGUCUAGUUUAUGGGGUACCCACUCCAUCACCAGGGAGUACAGGAGCACCUAAAUCUUACCCCUCGCCUCUUCCAACACAUUCCAAGCCUGACAACUCUGCCAAUGUUUAA
This is a messenger RNA of Alnus glutinosa, 257 nucleotides long. RefSeq lists its product as uncharacterized. Lineage: Eukaryota; Viridiplantae; Streptophyta; Magnoliopsida; Fagales; Betulaceae. The record is from RefSeq and is a predicted model, not a curated record. Bases 36 to 257 code for a protein of 73 amino acids. The transcript has a single exon.